AUGGGGAAAUCGGUAGGGGUUCGUUCGGGUGGGCAAGGGCCUAAGGUGCUCUCUCUGUUCGUGUUGCUGGCGGUGGGGCGGCGGGCCGGAGCGCAAGAUCUGGUCAUGAUGGUGUCGUUCGACGGAUUCCGGCACGAUUACUUCUCCGUCGCGGACACGCCCAAUUUCGACACGUUGAGGGAGGAUGGGGUCUACGUGCCGAAGAUGAAGCCGAUCUUCACGACCCUCACGUUCACGAAUCACCACGCCAUCGCCACGGGUCUCUACGCCGAGACUCACAUGGCCAUCGCGAACGCGCUCAUCGAUCCCGAGACGGGGGAAUAUCAUUACCUGUUCGAGGAUGGAGACGGUGUUCUCACCAAAGAUCCCCGCAUCAUCCCGAUCUGGGUAGUUCCAUGUCAUUUUCGGGAGGUCUAA
This is a messenger RNA of Darwinula stevensoni, 417 nucleotides long. NCBI's taxonomy places the organism in Eukaryota, Metazoa, Arthropoda, Ostracoda, Podocopida, Darwinulidae. The record is from the annotation of a GenBank genome assembly.